UCCCGUUGGUUGUCAGAGAAGCUCCUUGGUGAAGAGGAAAAAGACAAAGUUGACUGGAAGUGAAUAGACUGAGCGGCUAGUUCACUGUGCUGGCAGUCUGCAACUACUACUACUGCUGCUGCUACUACAGUGCGACAAGAAGGGGAUUUGCUCCUGCGCCCCUUUACUCACCGCAAUGUCUUCUCCCAGGAGGAUCAAAGAGGAUUUAAACUCGGAUGAAGAGGGCCAAGUGCACCCUACGCUCUCCCCAUCUGAGGAUCACAAGAUCAAGAUCUCCAGCCUCCCUUUCAGCGUGGAAGCGCUCAUGGCUGAUAAGAGGGUUCCUAAAGAGGCUCCCCCCUCACGUGCUGUGGACUCGUCUGCCGCCACCAGCACCCCUAACCGGCACCUUCAUUUAGGGAUCAGGGACAGCCCGAGCCCCCCUGGGCUCACAAAAACCUUUGAAACCUCGUCGGUCAAAUCGGAAAACUCCGAAGAUGGCACCAGCUGGUCCAAAGACGGGGGCAGCUAUUCCCCUCCGCCAAGACACCUGAGCCCAUCCUCUUGCACUUUGAGGAAGCACAAAACCAACAGAAAGCCCAGGACUCCCUUCACCACCUCCCAGUUACUGGCCCUUGAGCGCAAGUUCCGCCAGAAGCAAUAUCUCUCCAUAGCAGAAAGAGCAGAAUUCUCCAGCUCCCUCAACCUCACAGAGACACAGGUUAAAAUAUGGUUCCAAAACAGAAGAGCCAAAGCCAAAAGACUCCAGGAAGCGGAAAUAGAAAAGCUGAAAAUGGCAGCAAAGCCCAUACUACCUCCUGGCUUUAGUAUACCUUUCCCCAUCAACUCUCCUAUUCAGGCUGCAUCAUUGUAUGGAUCAUCUUAUCAAUUUCACAGGCCAGUUCUUCCAAUCCCACCCAUGGGACUUUAUGCUACACCUGUUGGAUACAGCAUGUAUCACUUAUCCUGAGGAGGGUGACAUGACAUAGGAAAGGAAAAGAGUACUGGGAACAUGUUCAUAGACUCAAAGCGUCUCAAGACCGCCCAUCAUAAAGAAUGGGAGAGCCCAGCCUCUCUUUUACAGGGUGCCCUCUGGAUCAAACUGCACCCUUCCUCCAAAUACUUUAAUUGCAGCAGUUCCUUCAUGCAACUGCAAAAGACUGCAUUGAACAGGUACCAAAAAUCAUAGAGAAAGCCGUGUAUUGGUGGAUUUCUUCUCCGCCAUCAGCUCCUUAACUUUAGUGACUAUGUUCAGGCCUAGUAUUACAUAUCAGCCUGUACUGAAAUGUAUGAGCUUUAUUCAGUUGUACGGGACUCACAGUCACUACUGCCUUUUUAUAAAGGUAAAAUAAACCCAAAGACCCACAAGAAACACUUGAUGUAAAAAAAAAAAAAAAUGUAAAUAGAAAUCACAAUAACAUUGAAGGGGGUUUAGGGUUUUGCACUUAGAGGUUAUUGAUCAAUUAGGUGCAGUAAUUGAAUUAUCAAGGCUGGCCAAUUCUGGUUUAUAUUUUGAACACAUAACCAAGUAUAAAAUGAUGGGAUACCUGUGUCUUUUAAAUAUGAAUAUCUGAUGGUGACCUCACUGUGGUGAUGUUCACUGUGUAGCCUAGAGAUCUAGUAAGCAUAGAAGGGUAUCUAAAGAGAAAGUAGACCUUGCUACUGCUAAUGGGCCCAAAGGGAAGUGUAGGGGUCCUAGUAGGGCACUGAAUGAUGGCAGUUCCUCUACAUGUUUAUAAAAAAAAUGUAGGGAACCCUAAAAUAAUUUUACUGCGGGACCAGUAACUUGUUACACCACUGCAUCCAGACAUGUAUAUUUAAAUACACACCUCUCCACAAGUUAUUCCUGGGUUUUUCAGAUGUGAGCUGUUUUCAUAAAGGUUGCCCUGGGUUUCAAAUGCCUAUUCUCUGCCUUAAAUGCUAUUGCAAGUCUUAUAGGCCUGAUACUAUGCUAUAGAAUUGCAGUUGACAGGGUUAAACUUGAAACCAAAAAAAAACCUGACUAAAUUUAGCAGAUUUUUCAGAGUGCCGGUUGUUUGUUCCAAAUACAACACAGAGCAUGUGUCCCUUGGUUACUGGCAUCACAGGGACCCCUUAAGGGGAAACAUGUUGAUUAAAGCACAAAUUACAUAGUAUUUUGCUUAAACCGUGUUUGUUAUUUUAAGUACAUAUUUCAGGAAUGUCCAAACUGCGGCUCUUUUAGCUGCAACUUCCAGCAUUCCACCAACAGCAAGAAGGUUGGAGUGUUUCAAGAUGGACAGUCCUGGAUUAAAUGAUUGGUUCCCUUUUGAUUUUGGGGGUCCUAGACUUCUAUAUCCCUAUCUCACAUUUUCAGCUCGGGUCUUUGACCCAAUCUCAUACCAAGUAAAUCUCUAAAUGUAAAAUGUAUGCAGUUUUGAUACUUUUAGUUUGGGAAAUAGGGGGGUUUGUUUAUUUUGUAAGGAGGAAUAGUGCCCGUUUUAAUAGGGAAAAUCUGCUUAGAUUGUGAUUUAGAAGCAGCAUUUGUUUAUCAUUUUACAUUGCUAAUUGCUAGCUGUGGCACCAACUGAUGAAACAUACUCUAGUGGGAAACAAGCUACUCUUACCAGAAUUAGCUUAGGCUGCAAACUAUCACAUGAUGCUCCUUUACUACCUAAUAUUAUGGGUAAACUGAGGAAAUAGGGGUGAGUUGUGUUUACAGACAGAGCACUUAGCACUCAUAUAAUGAGCCCCAUGCACAUUAGCUGAAACCUAUAUUCGAACCUACUUGUUCUAUUGCUAGCUAGCAGAUGCUAGCAAAUUGUCAAAGCACAGGCCACACAGACAAGCUACAUUCUUUUAUAUGUCAAGCUAGUAGACUGACCAACAGAUAAAAAAAAUGGCCUUUAGAGCACACAGGCAGCCUAUCAAAGUGAGCCUUCUCAGGAAUUCAGCAGCUACACUCCAAAUGCACUGUGCUGUAUAAUGGCCAUAGCUGGUUCCUGCCAUUGUUCUACCCACCAGAUCAAGCUCCAUCAUACAGGGAGGGUCAUUUUAGGUAACAAAAUAGUAGCUGUUGCUGUUCUGUCUCUGGCAAGGACUUUUUUCUGGGUCAGUUGCUGUAAUGUUUCCAAACAAAUCUGCAAAUGUAAAGAGUGACUUUCAGCAAUUCUUUGCUGUCUAGAUUGCAGUUUUAUCCUUUAUUUUUUUUUAAUGAAAUUGUUCACCCAAGUCAAUGAAGGUUUGAAAGAUUUGAUCCUAUUUUCAUUUUUUAAUUUUAUUUGUCUGAUAAAAAGGGUAACUGUCAUUUUCAAAGUUAAGAACCAAAUAUUAUUUUCUACUGUGGUGGAUUGUGGUCAUACUGAUUAGUCAUAUAUGAAGUCUGUGCUGUAUAGUAAAUGAUUGUCUGCGAUGAGAUCCUAUUAUGCAAUGGGUGUACAGAGGUCCCAGGGAUGGGAAAUAUAUAGUCGGAAAAGCUUAUGCAACAGGAUGUGUCUAAUGCAAUAUGCAAACUAACCGGAAACUUAAGUGCCUCAUAGUUACAUUUUUUGGGGUAAAUAUUAAACAACAAAGCCAAUGUUAACAUUUUUUUUGUAGGAAAUGAAUUUAUUUUCUUGAAGUCCACCAAAUUCUUACUGCUGAGAUCUGAACCACUUAAGGCCCUAUCCAUUCCUUCUGUAAUUACCGUCCCUUUGAAAGGGAGCCUUGUAAAAUGCUAUAUAUUUUAUUGAAGAGUUAUAAUUUCAUAUAUCUCUUAUUUGUAAUUAAAUUAAAACCAUGUUACAGUUGUAAA
This is a messenger RNA of Xenopus laevis (African clawed frog), 3730 nucleotides long. RefSeq names its product msh homeobox 2 L homeolog (gene msx2.L). NCBI's taxonomy places the organism in Eukaryota, Metazoa, Chordata, Amphibia, Anura, Pipidae. Gene Ontology annotation, cellular component: nucleus. The record is from RefSeq and is a predicted model, not a curated record. Bases 176 to 949 code for a protein of 257 amino acids. The transcript is spliced from 2 exons. Gene Ontology annotation, molecular function: DNA binding; DNA-binding transcription factor activity, RNA polymerase II-specific; RNA polymerase II transcription regulatory region sequence-specific DNA binding. Gene Ontology annotation, biological process: regulation of DNA-templated transcription; regulation of transcription by RNA polymerase II; embryonic morphogenesis.